AUCUUGAACAAUCCGUGAGUUUAGCAGUGCGAAGAGCGGCUUCUCUACAGACAUGCGUCAGAGUGUAAACACUGCAUGUUCUCUUCUAUUACCAAUAAACCUGAUAUUUAUGGAUAUUUAGGCAGAAGAAUUUUGUGCACAUUAAACGGAAACCAUGAGCACCGUAUUCUGCUGGGUUUUGGUUGUGUUAUUCUCAGUGGCUCUUUGCAUGGACUUUGAAGAGAGACCCAGCAGCUCUAGGAGUGAGCAAACCAUGUUUCUAAAGAGUCACAAAUCACGAAAUCUGCUCAGUUUGAGAGAUUUACAGCAGCCGGAUCAUGUCAGGAUGAAAAGGGGUGAAGAAUCCGUACAAAAUCAAUGUGAAUCAUUGCACGGCUAUGAGUCUACGUUAAAAAACAACACUCAUACGUAUAACUUCAAUGACCUGAGUGGCUCGGUGUCUCUGGCCUGGGUUGGAGACGGCACUGGGAUACUGCUGGUGCUGACCACAUUCCAGGUUCCUCUUUUUAUCAUGCGGUUUGGUCAGUCCAGACUGUACAGAAGUGAAGACUAUGGAAAGACAUUCCAGGACAUCACCGACCUCAUUAACAACACCUUCAUACAGACAGAGUUUGGCAUCGCAAUCGGUCCCGAAAACUCUGGGAAGGUGAUCCUCACAGGUGAUCUAACCGAGGGGAGAGUCACCAAAAUAUUCCGUUCAGUUGAUUUCGGCAAAAGCUUUGUGACCUCUGAGCUUCCAUUCCAUCCAUUAAUGCAGAUCACAUACAAUCCCAGAGACGGCAACAUACUCAUGGUCUACAGCAUCAAUUAUGACUUAUGGCUGUCCGAGGACUUCGGCGCCAGUUGGAGGAAGAUCCAUGAGACUGUUUGUCUUGUGAAAUGGGGAAAUGAUGACACCAUUUUCUUAACUACAAAUCCCAAUGGAUCCUGCAGUGACCGGGGAAAGUUGGAAUUGAAAAAAUCAUUAGACUAUGGCAGAACAUUUAAAACUAUUGGAAGCAGGAUUUAUUCCUUUGGCUUGGGUGGACGCUUUGUUUUCGCCUCAAUCAUGACCGACUCGGGUUCCACACGCAUGAUUCACGUCUCAGUAGAUCAGGGGGAGACAUGGGACAUGGCUCAGCUUCCCACCGUUGGCCAUGAACAGUUCUACUCCAUUCUAGCAGCAAACAACGAUAUGGUCUUCAUGCACGUAGAUGAACCUGGAGACUCAGGUGUUGGUACCAUAUAUGUGUCUGAUGACCGAGGUACAGUGUUUUCCAAGUCUCUGGAACGCCAUUUGUACACCACUACGGGCGGAGACACCGACUUCACCAACAUCACCUCUCUGAGGGGCGUAUAUAUGACCAGUGUGCUCGCCGUGGAUGGCUCUGUGCAGUCAGUGAUCACAUUUAAUCAAGGUGGAGGGUGGCGACCACUGCAGAAGCCCUGGAACGGAGUGUGUGACUCCACAACCGAACACCCAGACAAAUGUAGUCUGCAUAUUCACGCGUCCUACAGCAUCUCUAUGAAACUGAACGUGCCCAUGCAGCCCCUCUCAGAGCCAAAUGCAGUGGGACUUAUCCUGGCACAUGGGAGUGUGGGAGGUGCAGUUUCUGUGCUUUCUCCAGACGUGUACGUGUCAGAUGACGGAGGUUACACAUGGUUUCGGGCAUUAAAAGGCCCCCAUCACUAUGCCGUUCUGGAUUCAGGAGGACUGCUGGUAGCGGUGGAGCACAACCCCUCACACCCCAUAUCACAGAUCAAAUUUUCCACUGAUGAAGGUCAGUGUUGGCAUGUAUAUAAUUUCACUGAUGAGCCAAUAUACUUCACUGGCCUGGCAUCAGAACCUGGUGCCCGCUCCAUGAAUGUCAGCCUGUGGGGCUACAGAGAAACCAUCCUGAAUCAGUACUGGGUUUCUGUCACAGUCGACUUCAGGCAGUUGCUUUCUAGAGACUGCCAGGAUAAUGACUACAUAGAGUGGCUCGCUCACUCAAGCAAUAAUAGCGACCCCAAUGACGGAUGCAUACUGGGAUACAAGGAAAGGUUUUUACGGUUGCGAAAGGACUCAGUCUGUUGGAACGGACGGAAUUACAUGGUGACCAUGGAGCCCACAACAUGUGUCUGCUCCCUAACUGACUUUCAGUGUGACUUUGGGUUCUACCAUGCGGAAAACAGCUCUGUGUGUGUGGAGCAGCCUGACCUUAUUGGCCAUUCACUGGAGAUCUGCCUGCACGGACGCAAAGAGCAGCUUCAGACCAGCGGUUACCGGAAAAUUCCCGGGGAUCACUGUGAAGGAGGAAUAAUUCCAGAGCGAAAAGAGAUCGAUCUGAGUAAGAAAUGCGUCAGUAACUUGCUGAGGUCAGAGCUACCGACAGAGGAACAUUCAUUCAAUUCAGCUCCUAUAAUCGCUGUGGUCAUCGCUGUCCUGUUGAUCAGUGCCGUUGCUGGGGUUAUUUUCAUAAAAAAAUAUGUCUGUGGAGGAAGGUUCCUGGUUCACAGGUACUCCGUAUUACAGCAGCACGCUGAAGCUAACGGUAUCGAGGGUGUGGAUGACCUGGACACACUGGAGGUUGGCAAGACGCACUACCAUGAUGAUUCAGAUGAGGACCUUCUUGAGUGACAAGACACAUGGAUCAUCAUAAGACUGUAUCAAAUUCUAAGAGAGAAACCACAAUGCCUAUCCUUCCCAUGACCCUCCAUGUGUGUGUAUCUGCGUUCUAGCACCUACCAGAUAAUGACACACGUUCUUGCCUAAUCCAUUUGUUUAUGGCUACUUGGGGACAAAUAUUCAGCGUUCAGCCCAGCAGGAUUUGACUACAAGGACAGGAACAGAGAAAAACCUGCAAAUGCUUCUUCCAAAAGAGCUUUCUAAUCCACCACUGAAAGAGAGAGGAUUUGAUGUGAUUUUGUUGCCAUAUAUUUCAAGUUGACACACAUACAACAGACACACAGACAUGAGUUUUGAAGCUUGCUUUAAACUUAUGUAAGUGCUUAUUUUUUCAUUGCUGGUUUCCUGCAUCAGGUAUUUAACUUCACCAAAGGAUUUUCAGCUUUGUUCUUUAUUUUGCGUAUUUGAAGUCUCGUUGAAGAAGUCUGUUUGUUUGUUUUUUGUAAAAAUGUAAAAAUAGAAAGAUCUUCGGAAAAUAGCCUGCUCAUUAAUUCCAGAGUUGUUGUGUGAGCAAAUCCGGAUGAAAGUGUUUAAAGGUAAUAUUAGACCAUAGACAUACAUUGAGACUUGUUUUUUAGACUUCAUUAUACUAACACCCUGGAGAUUACAGUUUGGAUCUUUGAGAAACUAGUUUAGCCAAACUUUAGUCAUUCUAUAAAUCAAAUCUCAUUUUGCCGUCUGUCUGGUUCCCUGCCAUUGCUGUGUGCUUAGAUACACUUUGCACUUUGCGUAUCUUCUAUGCACGAAUAAUGAUAAUUUUUUCUUUCGAUUCAGUAUUACCAAUGCCAUUCUCUGUCAUUUGAUGCAAAAAAAAAGAUUUGAGAAAAAGCACAUUGCGUGGUUUUCAAUCAUCUUAAUACAUAAUGAGUCAAAAAGAAUAAGUGCAUUAUACAUAAUAGUCUGAUUCCUCAUUACUAAGUCAGCAAUAGUUGUAUAUUCAAUAAAAAGACAAAAUGUUUAAUGUUAUCUAUGACAUUAAAUGUUUAUUUUUUCAGAACAGCAACUCAUCCUUAAUUGGGAUGUCAACGAUAUUAAAUGCAUCUAAUUAGCAGCCUAAUCAAAUAUGAAAAUGUAUAUUUUUGGACUGUAUUGACUGUCAACUCAUAAAUAAGCUAAUUUGUAGUCAGUACGCUGAUUAAGAUUUGAGUGUUUUUUUUUUUUUCUGCACAGGUAAUUAAAUAGAUACCUCAGGGGUUAUAGAUCACAGUGGACCACACAUUUCAUUGAUGAGUUUGCAUGUUGAAAGAAGGGUCCUCAAGUUUGAGAUGAACAUGGCUUUUCAUAAGUCAAAGUGUAAAAUGCUGUACCAUUAAAUGUGACUGCCGAGAACAAUAAAAAGAAAUCUUUUUGAA
Messenger RNA from Megalobrama amblycephala (Wuchang bream), 3999 nucleotides. RefSeq names its product sortilin 1a (gene sort1a). Gene Ontology annotation, biological process: endocytosis; Golgi to endosome transport; vesicle organization. The record is from RefSeq and is a predicted model, not a curated record. The transcript is spliced from 20 exons. The coding region runs from base 155 to 2599 and encodes 814 amino acids. Lineage: Eukaryota; Metazoa; Chordata; Actinopteri; Cypriniformes; Xenocyprididae. Gene Ontology annotation, molecular function: protein binding. Gene Ontology annotation, cellular component: membrane; Golgi apparatus.